AUGUCGGUCAAUAUAACCUCCAUAAAAACAUUCUCCAAUGGAAUUUGGCAAGGUGAUAAUCCCCUAGAUUUUGCAUUUCCUUUGUUGAUUGUACAAACCACUUUGGUUUUCGUUGUCAGUCGCCUCCUUGCCUUCCUUCUCAAACCCCUCCGGCAACCCAAAGUCAUUGCAGAGAUUCUGGGUGGAAUUCUUAUGGGGCCAUCAGCUUUUGGAAGAAACCAAGAAUACAUGCGCCGAAUAUUUCCAAAAUGGAGCACACCAAUCCUCGAAUCGCUGGCAAGCAUUGGUCUCCUCUUCUUCCUCUUCCUAGUAGGUCUUGAGCUCGAUCUCAGCUCACUCCGCCGGAGUGGCCGAAGAGCUUUAGGCAUAGCGGUCGCCGGAAUUUCUCUCCCCUUCAUCCUCGGCAAUAUCGUCGCCUUCGUCCUACGAAAAACCAUCGACGGAGCUGAUAAAGUCGGCUAUAUCCAAUACAUAGUCUUCAUGGGGGUUGCUUUAUCCAUCACAGCCUUCCCAGUUCUUGCGCGCAUUCUAGCCGAACUUAAAUUAUUGACCACUCGUGUGGGUGAGACCGCCAUGGCCGCCGCCGCUCUCAACGACCUCGCCGCCUGGAUCUUGCUCGCCCUCGCCAUCUCCUUAACCGGAAACGGCUCAGGUGGGACCCACAAGAGCCCAUUGAUAGCUAUAUGGGUUUUGCUCUCAGGUGUUGCGUUUGUUGCUUUCAUGAUGGUUUUCAUCAGGCCAGCCAUGAAGUGGGUGGCUCGUCAAUGCUCGCCGGAGCACGACACCGUCAACGAAGCCUAUAUAUGCUUAACCCUGGUUGGAGUAAUGGUGUCCGGGUUAAUAACUGACCUUAUUGGAAUCCAUGCAAUCUUUGGUGCGUUUGUUUUCGGAUUAACGAUACCUAAAGGCGGUGAAUUUGCUCAGAGAUUGAUAGAGAGGAUUGAGGACUUUGUGACUGGUCUGUUGCUUCCAUUGUACUUUGCUUCAAAGCUGUAA
Ilex paraguariensis (yerba mate) is the source of this 996-nucleotide messenger RNA. The record is from the annotation of a GenBank genome assembly. Lineage: Eukaryota; Viridiplantae; Streptophyta; Magnoliopsida; Aquifoliales; Aquifoliaceae.